CGCUCUCGUUUUAAUUUCCUGCGAUUUUGUUUUAAACGCUAUUCAUCCCCCCUCCAGCGUUGGGCCUUUAUUCUAACAAUUGGUAUCAGAGCCUUACUCUCUGUAAGACUUAACCGUUUGAGAGAAACGAUCAAUGGCUUCUACUCAAAGUUCAUACGCACGUUUAGGUGAAGGGCAAUCCACCACAAGGCCUCCGUUGUUUGACGGAACGAACUACACCUAUUGGAAGGAGCGGAUGAGGAUUUACAUCCAAUCCACCAAUUUUCUCCUUUGGAGAAUUAUCAAGAAUGGUGAAGACGUGCCAAUGAAGAAGGUCGGGGAAACCAACGUUCUCAAGACCGAGAACGAGUAUGAUGCACAAGACAUCAAGAAAGUGGAAAACAAUGCCAAGGCCAUCAAUAUCAUCUAUUGUGCCGUAAACCCGGAUGACUACCGGAAGAUAUCUUGUUGCACCACCGCAAAGGAAAUGUGGGAUAAACUAGAAAUCACAUACGAAGGUACGGAUCAAGUCCGAGAAGCUAAAAUUGAUUUUCUAACCCAUGAAUAUGAAUUGUUUCGUAUGAAGGAGAAUGAGAAAAUCGAUGAGAUGUUUGAACGAUUCUCCAAAAUCGUCAACGAUCUCCAUGCUCUCAAGAAGACGUACACGGACAAGGAGCUUGGGAGAAAAAUCCGGCGAAGUCUCACACCGGAGUGGCGGUCCAAAGCCGAUGCCAUCCAAGAGUCCAUUGGUGUCACCAACGUCACCAUUGACGGGCUUAGAGGUAACCUCAAAACCUAUGAGUCUACCAUUUUAUUCCCCUCUUUGGGUGAACAAAAGAAGAAGGGGAUUGCACUCAAGGCUUCCUCAAGCCAAGAACCCGCCAUGGAGGAAUCAAGCGAUGAAGACAACGAGUUCGGGCUAGUCAUCAAGAAAUUCCACAAGUUCAUGCGCAAGGAGUAUGAACGAAAGGGUAAAAAGCAUGGAGGACCACCCAAGUGCUAUGGAUGUGGAGAAGUUGGGCAUAUCAAGCCAAAAUGCCCAAAUG
Cuscuta campestris is the source of this 1025-nucleotide messenger RNA. The record is from the annotation of a GenBank genome assembly. Lineage: Eukaryota; Viridiplantae; Streptophyta; Magnoliopsida; Solanales; Convolvulaceae.